Messenger RNA from Sturnus vulgaris (Common starling), 1213 nucleotides. It is a transcript of the gene C29H1orf162, whose product is annotated as chromosome 29 C1orf162 homolog. Lineage: Eukaryota; Metazoa; Chordata; Aves; Passeriformes; Sturnidae. The record is from RefSeq and is a predicted model, not a curated record.
UAGCUGCUGCAAAAAUCACCCUGUAGGUGCUUUUUAGUUAUUAAAUAUCCUCAAUUUUCUGGUGGAGAAGGCACCAUGCCUGUCAGGGAGCAGUGAACUCCUGUGCUCAGGAACAAGGCACUGGGAAUGGGUUGAUGCUGAGGAACUGCCAGGUUUGAGUGGCUUUGUGCCCCUUUUAUACAUUUCCAAGAAAUGGAUAAAAACUAAAUCAAGUCUUUUGAGUUAGAAGAGGAUGGCAGGUUUGUUUUGCUGAUCUGUAAAUGUAUAUAAAUACAAUUCUUUUCCCUUCCUUUCAGUUUCUCUUCGUGUCAGUUAAUGCUCUGAGAGAAUGGGAGGCUCUUCCUCAAAACCAACUCCAGCUACACCAGAACCCAUUUCCACUACUACCACUGUCCCCACCACUGUCCACACCCCUACAGCUGAUUUCAAAGCUGCAGAAGUCAGAUGCUGGAUUAAUAACAAUGAAAUACUGUACCUGUCAUUGGCCUUCAUCUCUGGCAUACUCCUGACUGUCCUGGUUUUUGGAAUCAUCCUCCUCUUCAGGAAAAGUUAUAAAAGAUCCCACCAAAAUUUACAAGAGGAAACUUUCUCCCACGUGCCAGCUGAGGAAUAUUUUACCCAGGAUGAAGUGACCUACAGCACUCUGGUCUUCCAGCAAGGCAGGACACCACUGCCUGUGUGAUGAGGAUGUUCCAAAUGAAAUAAAAACGUUCCCACUCUCUGGACAUGAAAAGCCACGAGGAUGUUACACCAUGGAAAUGCCCCCAUGCCCUCUGUAACACAGCUCUUUUUGUAGUUAUGAUGGGAAACUGUCUCCUGUCCAAACUGGCUGCUACUGGCUGUGGGCAAAUGGAGAGUUGCUCUACAGGAUUUCCUCAUCUGUAGAAAUCUCCCUGCUCUUGUAAAGUUUCCGUCUGAGAGAGCUACCAGAGAGUUGAGAAAUGAAAAUGUUUCUCUGCCUCGAUCCACGUCCGUGUCCUUGUGUUUCCCUGUUCUGUCACCAACUCUAACAUUUUAUAUUGUUGUUUUUUUUUUUUAAUUGCCAAGUGCUCUGCUUAGUUAUUUUCUGUAAUUGAAGUGAUGAUAAUGAAAUGUUUGUAUGCAAAUCUCUGCUUCCUGGGUGGGUCCCAUAAAAGAAAUGCACAAUCACAGCGUGACAGCCAAAAUUUCUGGAAAUGUUCAUUCACGUGUUAUUACCCACAGCGUUGUAAGU